AUGAAAGGUGGAAGGUGGGGGAGCAGGGGGAGGAACCGCGCCGGGGGCCACCUUGCCGCGGCUCUGGAGGACGUGCCCGGGGUCGGUCUCCUCAACACCGGGGUGCCCACGCACGAGGCUGGGGGCGUUUUGGACCUCAGCCUUGUCUCGCGGCCGCUUACCGUCGGUAAAACGUGGGCCCUCCACGCGCACCUCGCGAGCGACCUUUUCGCCUCCGUUGUUACACUCCCUGUCCCGCCGCCUGUGUUACCACAGCGGCCUCCGCGCUGGAACCUGCGCCGGGCUGACUGGCCUCGGUUCAGCGGGGCCGUCGCCCGUCGUCUGGCCGCCACCAUCCGGCCUGACGACCUUGAGGCGGUGGAUGCGCGCUUGGUUGACGCCUUCACAGCGGCGGCUGAUGAGGCGAUCCCCCUCCUCCGGCCUGUGGCGGUGGCACACCGCGACAGGUGGUACUACACCGAGGAUGUGAGGGAGGCGAACCACCGAGUGAACCAGGCCCGCAAGCUCAACAGGAGAGUGAACACGGAGGCGACGCGAGGCUUGCUGCGCGCUGCUGUCCGUCGCGCCAGGGAGACCGCCGACCGGGUGCAGGAGGAGCACUGGCUGGCGUGGUGCGAGGGACUUGACGGCUGCGCGUCCGCUGCGGUCCUCUGGCGGAAGCUGAGGGCCGUCGCGAGGGGUGCGGUGGCACGCCCGGCAUUACACCCACAGCCCCAGGUCGAGGCGGAGCGGCUUGUUACCACUUUCUCCUUCCGUGCUGCUUCCGCCCGGCUUCCGGCCCACACCCGCGACCUGCUGAGGGAGGCAAACCCCGGGAGAGUAGCCGCCUUCGGGGAGGCCUGCCUACAGGCGCAUGCCGCUGACGCGCCGAUAGAGAUGUGGGAGCUGGAGCGGGCCAUCCCCUGGAAGGACACCGCCACCGGGGUGGGCCCGGACAUGCAGGCGGAGGUGCUGGGACUAUUCAACCGAUCCCUUGAGCUCGGGGCGCUGCCAGCCUCUUGGAAGCUGGCCACCAUCGUCCCCAUCCCCAAGAGUGGAGACGGGCUCCAACAUCACCCGAUCUCCCUCCUAAGCUGCCUCGGCAAGUGUAUGGAAAGAGUCCACCUUACGCGCCUUCAGUGGGCGAUGGGCCCACUCCAUCACCACCUCUUUGCUUUCCGCCGGGGCAUGGGCACCAGGAACUGCAUCUCCACCCUCCUCUCUGGUGUCCCGGGGAGACAGGCGGUGGUGCUCUUUCUCGACCUCGAGAAGGAUUUUGAGCUCGCCUCAGCCCCCUCAACAACCUAA
Eriocheir sinensis (Chinese mitten crab) is the source of this 1287-nucleotide messenger RNA. RefSeq lists its product as uncharacterized. Lineage: Eukaryota; Metazoa; Arthropoda; Malacostraca; Decapoda; Varunidae. Bases 1 to 1287 code for a protein of 428 amino acids. The record is from RefSeq and is a predicted model, not a curated record. The transcript has a single exon.